AUGGAAGGAAUUUAUGGAGAUUUCAUGGAUUUCAUAAGGAAACCGGUUAUCGUAGAAACAUUAGUCGACAUUUUGCUCUGUGCAGUACCUAUUUGGGUGGCGGUGAUGAUCGGUUUAGUUAUCGGUUGGUCAUGGAGGCCCCGGUGGACUGGUCUCGUCUUCUUGGGCCUUCGUAGCAAGUUCCGGUUCAUUUGGACAGCUCCGCUGGAGUUCGGAGCCCGUCGGCUUUGGCUUGCUUUUACCGCGCUUUCUGCAUUCUCUGUUGGUCGCAAGCUUUGGUCGAAUUUUAGAGGAAAAGGCGACGAACCGCCGGUUUCGGAGUCGGUAUUGGCAGCUUUGACGCAGUUGGUGGAACGGACCGGCAGUGGUUUCGACUUUAGUGGCAUAACUUCAGGGGCAGAGCAGGACAUGGUCUCUGAAAAGGAUUUAGAACACCUAUUGUAUCUUCUUGAGGGGAGGGUGGGGGACACAUCAUGGCAAAGUAUGAUGGAACGCUUCACUCCAAAUAUUGCAUAUCAAGCUUGGCAUUAUGAGCCUGAGACAGGCCCAACCAUUUACCGUAGCAGAAUUGUUUUUGAGGAUGCAACUCCUGAGCUUGUUAGAGAUUUCUUCUGGGAUGAUGAAUUUCGACCUAAAUGGGAUCCCAUGCUUGCAUGCUUCAAGGUGUUGGAGGAAUACCCUCAUGAAGGGAAAAUGAUUGUCCAAUGGGUGAAAAAGUUCCCAUUUUUCUGCAGUGAUCGAGAGUAUAUCAUUGGUCGACAAAUAUGGGAGUCUGGAAAGACAUAUUAUUGUGUGACAAAGGGUGUUCCAUAUCCAGGCUUAGAAAAGCGCAAUAAGCCCAAGCGAGUGGAGCUUUAUUUCUCAAGUUGGAUAAUCAAGGCAGUGGAAUCUCGUAAGGGAGAUGGACAGUUAUCUGCAUGUGAGGUGAUACUAGUACAUUACGAAGACAUGGGAAUCCCCAAGGACGUCGCAAAACUGGGUGUCCGCCAUGGGAUGCGAGGAGCUGUCAAGAAAUUACACUCCGGCAUGAGAUCAUACCAGCUUGCCAGGAAAUCUGGGGCACCGCUGUCUAGAUGUGCCCAGAUGGCACAGAUCACCACCAAGAUUCCUGUUGAUGACAGCACUGAUUCUGUUGAGUCAUUAUCUGUUGAACAAGAAAAGGAUCAAACGAUGGAUUUUCAGCGCAAGGUGGAUCUUGGUUUUGACUGGAAAUGGGUGCUUAUAGGUGGUAGUGUGGCUUUGCUAUGUGGACUCCGGACAGGUGUGAUCGGGAAAGCCUUGUUAUUUGGAGCAGCUCGGAAGCUUGCACGGAAGUGAGUCCCCCUUGUAGCUCUCUAUUGACUGCUGUGCGCGACAUUGGAUGCUGCCAUUCUUCAUCUUGAUGAGUGACCAACUGGUUGGGUUAUGCAAAAAUGAAUCGAAUUCUUGUGAUGUUAUGGUAAGCGUUUUGGGUGUUUGAAGGGUCCAGAUAGGUUCACCUGUCGAAGACUCGAUGUUGGUACGCAGCAAGCAAAUAGGAAGAAGGACAAGUAUACCAAGUUGUCUUGAUUCGGCAUGUAGUACAAGAUUAAUAAGAAAGGGGAUGGUCUCCAUUAAUUUACUUUUAA
This is a messenger RNA of Nelumbo nucifera (sacred lotus), 1607 nucleotides long. RefSeq lists its product as uncharacterized. Gene Ontology annotation, molecular function: lipid binding. Lineage: Eukaryota; Viridiplantae; Streptophyta; Magnoliopsida; Proteales; Nelumbonaceae. The record is from RefSeq and is a predicted model, not a curated record.